AAGGAAAGAAGGAGGAUCCAGAAAUAGGGAAAUAAGCCAGGAGGUCCUUAUUGCUCCCAGAUCGAGAUGUCGGAGUGAACUACAGUAUGCAAACCCUGGAGCAGAGCUGUGUAGGUGUAAAGCUGUGGAUCACAUGUUACAGCGUGUCCACUGGAUCAGGUAUCACAUCAGAUCAGCAGGACACACAGCAGGCUGGUAGAGUUUAUUAGGGACAUAUAAACCAGCGUCUGGUUUUACUGCAGUGUAGUCGGGUCAAACUGAAACCAAAAAAGAAAAAAAAAAAAAAAACAAGCACAUUCUCGGAACAGCACUGAAAUGUCAUCCUGCUGCGUUUGUGUUUGGGGGAAUUUAGUUUCUUCUUCUCGACUCCUGGUCUUCUGACUCUGCCAUGGAAAGCAUCAAGCCUGAGAAUCAAGACGUCAAGAAGUUUCCUGAGUGUUUAGAGAGGACCAUUUCAGCUCUCACCGUGGACGAUGUGUACGACAUUGCCAAGUUAAUCGGCUCGGAUGUGGAAAAGCUCAUCGACAGCUAUGGCAAGACGAGUGUGGAGAGUUUGGUGCCUAAAAUAGUGAAAGUCCUGGAGCUCUUGGAGAGUUUCACAGCCAGCUACUACACACAGAAAUGUAAAGAAGAGGAUCUACUGAGGGCGUUUGAAACACUACAGGUUCAACAGCAGGACUCUUAUAAGACAGACACUCGACAGGAAUGGCAGCAGAAGGAGCAGAAGUGGAGGCUGGAGCUGGAGGCGUUGCAGAAGGAAAUGCUGCAGCUACAGGAGGAGAACCAAGAACUGCUGGGUCGUCUGCAGAGUUCCCUGUCUAAAGAAGACCGUACACAGCGUCAGGAGAGAGAGGUGAUGCUCAAACUUAAAGACGUGGUGGAUAAACAGCGUGACGAGCUCAGAGCCAAAGUGCUGGAGAUAUCCAAGAUGUCUAAAGAGGUGGAAGCGCUUCAGGAGCAGUUGGAUCGCUUUAUGAAGAUGAACGGAGAGCUUAGGAAUAAACAGAGCAUGAUGCAGGCUCAGCUGAAGAGCACCGCAGAGAGGAAAGCAGACCUCGAGGCUGACCUGUGUGAGAAACAGAAAGAGAUCGAGAGACUCGUCACGCAGCUGGAGCAGGCCAAGGCAAACACUGCUCCUAACACGAACAGUCCAGCCCUUGACAUGACUUAUAAGAUGAUCAUUGACCUGCGGGACCCGAAUAGGCCGUGUUUCACAAAACAGGAAGUGCGAGACAUUUUAUUUGAGAGGAAUGAGUUAAAGGCCAAUCUCUUCCUGGUGCAAGAAGAGCUCACCUUCUACCAGCGGGAGAUCCUGAAUGAUGAGAGAUGUCCUGGCUUCUUACUGGAAGCAGUGCGUGGCGCUAUAAAGAAACAGAGGACCGUCAUUAAGGCCAAAAUGCUGGGUAUACCAGAGGAGGAAUGCAGCAGUGAUGAAGAGAAAGGACCGUUGUUUGAGAAGAGAAAGGGUGAAGACUGCCCUGACAGCAGAACUCCAGAAUCACGCAUCAGAACCCUCUUUGGCUACCUGAGCCGCUCGGGCAGUGAUCGGAGUAGUCAUCAGAUCAACAGUUCUGCAUGGGAAAUCAUCAACGCAGACGGGCCCGUACCUGAAGUAGAGAAUGGACGUGGAGGCUCUCACUGAGAACCGAAGCACAGCAUUAAGUUUUUCCCCAUUCACAGCACCAGCGAAGAGUGUGGACCUAACCAACUAAAUAAAAACAUAUGCACAGAGCUGUAUAGCUCAACAGGCUAAACAUUAAACAUAAACAAGCAAAUUAGUUAAGGGUUAAUGUUGUUUUGUGCCAAAAGGCUGUAAUUUCAGACCCCAGAGCUGCUGGACUGAUAUAGCUCGUCCCCAGUAUUUUAACUUUUUAGGAUCAAUGUACAGACGCUCUGACUGAGCUUCCUUCCAAGUUAUUCUAAGAAAAUGGAGAAAAGAAGAGAAUAUAGAUCAUACAAUAAUCAGUAAUAAUAACUACGUUUGUCUCAGAAAUGGUGUUUAUUAAUCAAACAUAAAAAGAAAGCACUGGAAAUUAGCAACAAUGUUUUAUUUUGUGUACUAAACAUCUGUAUGGGCGGCACGGUGGUGUAGUGGUUAGUGCUGUCGCCUCACAGCAAGAAGGUCCGGGUUCGAGCCCCGUGGCCGGCGAGGGCCUUUCUGUGUGGAGUUUGCAUGUUCUCCCCGUGUCCACGUGGGUUUCCUCCGGGUGCUCCGGUUUCCCCCACAGUCCAAAGACAUGCAGGUUAGGUUAACUGGUGACUCUAAAUUGACCGUAGGUGUGAAUGUGAGUGUGAAUGGUUGUCUGUGUCUAUGUGUCAGCCCUGUGAUGACCUGGCGACUUGUCCAGGGUGUACCCCGCCUUUCACCCGUAGUCAGCUGGGAUAGGCUCCAGCUUGCCUGCGACCCUGUAGAACAGGAUAAAGUGGCUAGAGAUAAUGAGAUGAGAGAAACAUCUGAAUUUGUAACUGAUAGUGUACUUUUAUUUUAGUGUUAAUAUGAUAUACACAAUAAAUGUAUAUGAGGAAACAACAUUAGUGUUAUACAAGAGCUUAAUGUGUUAUGUGUGUGUGUUUUCUUGUAUGAUCUUUAAAGCCAAAGAUGCCAGCUUAUAACAGAACCAUCAGCAAAGAUAAUCACCCUGGUACUCUUUGCUGCCAGCAGGGGGCAUUUCAGUGUUUUAUUUUUUGGUGUUAAUUUUCAGCUAAUUCAUAGGACAAUUGGUUUGUGUUUGUGAAAUGUCUUUGCUUGAAGAUGGUGUUAUUUUAAUGUUUUUUUUAAUUUAAUGUCUGGAAUAGUAAAUCACUAAUUUGUAUAAUUAUAUAUAAUGCUUUUAACCAUUCGUGUUCAGACUCGAUAGCUUUCUUUAAACAAAUUUAAUUCUUUUAGUUUAUGAGGCAUUUUGUUGAAAUGGUCUUUGCAUUUAACUGCAGUAGAACCUGGAUAAAAGAUAAGCUUAUAUAAAGGAUAGCUUUCAUCCUUAAAAUUUUGUAUGAAAGCAGUUUGCCAGCUUAUAUGUAUUGAUCACUGGUUAGGUGAAGAACCUGCUGGUUAAAAGACCUAAACGUUUGUUGGAAGGCUAAAGAGUUUCAGAAAAGUGAGGUUUACUGAGUACAUUGGAGAAGAUUUGUGUGAUAUAAUUGAAAGGAAGCCUCCCUUUUCUUUAGGUACAAUCAGACAGAAUAGUCUGGUGUUCAGAAACAAAGAUGCCAAGACUACACUACCGUUCAAAAGUUUGGGGUCACUUUGAAAUUUCCUUAUUUUUGAAAGAAAAGCACUGUUCUUUUCAAUGAAGAUCACUUUAAACUAAUCAGAAAUCCACUCUAUACAUUGCUAAUGUGGUAAAUGACUAUUCUAGCUGCAAAUGUCUGGUUUUUGGUGCAAUAUCUCCAUAGGUGUAUAGAGGCCCAUUUCCAGCAACUCUCACUCCAGUGUUCUAAUGGUACAAUGUGUUUGCUCAUUGCCUCAGAAGGCUAAUGGAUGAUUAGAAAACCCUUGUACAAUCAUGUUAGCACAGCUGAAAACAGUUGAGCUCUUUAGAGAAGCUAUAAAACUGACCUUCCUUUGAGCAGAUUGAGUUUCUGGAGCAUCACAUUUGUGGGGUCGAUUAAAUGCUCAAAAUGGCCAGAAAAAUGUCUCGACUAUAUUUUCUAUUCAUUUGACAACUUCUGGUGGGAAAUAAAAGUGUGACUUUUCAUGGAAAACACAAAAUUGUCUGGGUGACCCCAAACUUUUGAACGGUAGUGUACCUCUGUCCUGUCAGAGGUAUAUCAGUUUAAACAUACUUCAGCACUUAUCAUUUGCUCAGAUUAUUUUUGUAUGCAUAUGUAUAAUACAUGUCUUUGAGAUAUAAAUUGAAUAAAUCUUUCAUAACUGAUUGCA
This is a messenger RNA of Neoarius graeffei (lesser salmon catfish), 3880 nucleotides long. It is a transcript of the gene rilp, whose product is annotated as Rab interacting lysosomal protein. Gene Ontology annotation, cellular component: cytoplasm; ciliary basal body. The coding region runs from base 389 to 1642 and encodes 417 amino acids. Gene Ontology annotation, molecular function: protein dimerization activity. The record is from RefSeq and is a predicted model, not a curated record. Gene Ontology annotation, biological process: cilium assembly. Lineage: Eukaryota; Metazoa; Chordata; Actinopteri; Siluriformes; Ariidae. The transcript is spliced from 8 exons.